Molecule: messenger RNA, 1191 nt
Organism: Daphnia magna
Lineage: Eukaryota; Metazoa; Arthropoda; Branchiopoda; Diplostraca; Daphniidae
Exons: 1
Coding region: 236-895 (219 amino acids)
Source: RefSeq, a predicted model, not a curated record
AAUAUCCAUCGAUUGGUUAACGUUCAAUAGUACAGAUGUCUGCCAUAGCAACUGCGACAUCGUUUGGUUUAUCUAUAAGUUAGUGCAAAGCUCGUUUCUAUGGCAAUAUCACAUCAAAACUGGUGUGCAGUAUUAGGAAUCGUAAGGAUCAAGUAUGUCGUUAGAAAAGCUUCCAGUUGUCCAGUUGUAGUCGAAUGUGACGGGUUUAGUAAACAUUUUGCCAGUCUAACUGAUAAUGAUCGCCCUCAAUAUGGCGAAUGGAUUGCGUCUUUUGUCCUUGUUUAUUUUGGCUCUGGUACCGUUAUCGUUUCAACAUGAUCAACAACUUAUCCAGCUAAUUCUCAGCUGGGAGGAUGAAACGUGUCCUGGAACGGUAGUAGUUUUCGACAAACACCAUUGGACGGAAGAACACGUCUUGAUUGACCAGUUGAUCCUACAAUAUUCAAGACCUUUGACUUUACUGCAGAGUUUCGGAAACUAUGGGCUGAUGCCAGAUGACGAUUCCUGGACUGGUGGAGUUGGGUCGUCGUUGGAAACGCUGUGCAAUAACGUAAUUCUUUUUAAUCGCUAUCCCGCUGAUUUAACAACAGUCUAUCGCCAGCUGACGGCUCGUUAUCCCUACAUUGGGCAAGUCCUAGUCGUGACUCCUAGUGCAUCUGAACAAGUCGAACGGUUCCUCCACGAAUUUAAAAAUCACAAGAUCAUGUUGGUAAUCAACCGUCCUUGGCGUCAUCUGGAGUUACGCAAUUGCUGUUGGGGACCUGAUCGCCGAAUUCGGCGAGUUGAUCUUCUGCCGGAUUCUACAGUUCGCUGGGAGGAGUUUGGUCUCCGCACUUCAAGAAUAACAGAAAACAGAUUGCAAGACGACAAUCAAGUUGCUGAACCGUCUGGCUAGUACGAUGAGUUGUCAUGAAGAUUCCCUCCGGAAAUAGCCUUCAUCGGCUUUUUGCACAUCUCUGAAACCACCGUAGCAAGUAUUUGACUGAGUAAACGACACAGCAUUCGAAGUAAUCGAAAAUGUAAACUUGUAGACGCAUUUUUACCGUUUAUCCAUGCAAUUAUUAGCGCUUCUGUCUAUUGUUACUACAACCGUAAUAGUCACUGAGGUUUGCCUAUAUUACUUCUGGAUGUUAUAAAUAAUAACCUGAAUUGAAAUGGUGUCCGAUAUAAUCAAUACACUUAUAAAACAAA